Molecule: messenger RNA, 6341 nt
Organism: Argiope bruennichi
Lineage: Eukaryota; Metazoa; Arthropoda; Arachnida; Araneae; Araneidae
Product: SWI/SNF-related matrix-associated actin-dependent regulator of chromatin subfamily A containing DEAD/H box 1-like
Exons: 19
Coding region: 172-4203 (1343 amino acids)
Cellular component (GO): nucleus
Molecular function (GO): ATP-dependent chromatin remodeler activity; chromatin binding; DNA binding
Source: RefSeq, a predicted model, not a curated record
CAUUUUUGUUGAAUGAAAUGAAUGUGACGGUUCUUGAGCAUUCUAUAAAAUUAUUAUCAUUAAUUUUAAAGGCUUCCAGUAUUUUAGAAGUAUUAUGAUCGGCUUUUAGAAAUUGUUCUUCCUUCUAAGAAUGCCGAAAGGAAUUAAUGUAAGGUUUGCAGAUUUAUCAAAAUGCCAGGUAGCUGUGAGACUGAUAGUGAGCCCUCAAAAAGUGUGACAUUAAGUCUCAGGAAAUUCAGAUUUCAAAAUAAAACUAAUCAGUAUCAACCACCUCUUCAACCAUCCUCUGCUGAUAAUCAGAACCUCUCUAAUAAAGAUUCAUCUGCAGAAGCACAAGAUCCAACUGUUUGUAAUUCUGCAAAUACUAGCAAUCUAUCGCAGAAAAAUCACACCAGUACUGCUACAGCUGAUCAGUUAAAAUCAAUUGAUGUUGCUUCUGAUACUUCAAAAUAUGAUUCACGGAAUUUCAGCCCUUUGAGUUAUCGUAGAUAUGAAGCUUCAACCACUUCCCAGUUCUUGAUACCUUGUAUAAUUACUAAAUUUCAGCAAGCUCUUAAAAAGAACGGACACACAUCUGCAACUGAGGUUAAUCUCAAGUUGUCUAUUGAAGAAUUGAAGAAGCUGAAACAGCUCAUUUUGCAAAACACGUAUAUUUCUGAAAGGUGGAAGCAAUUUGUUACAUCUGAGGCUUUUUGUUUAGAUACUCCUGAGAAGGCUCUGAAAAUAAGUCGCUCUUAUUUGAAUGACUUAUUUAAGUUUAUAAAAAACUUAUAUAAUAGUAAUUUUCGGAAUUUAAAGUCAGAAGAGGAAGAGACUUCACCUCAAUUUAAUAUAAAAACUUAUAGUAGAAGUGUAAAGAGCCCGUUGAAUGAUGAAUCGCCAACUGUGACUGCAGCUGAUAAUAACCUUACUGAUAAGCCAGCCUCAAAUCAGAAAGAAGGAAAAAAAGGCAUUAUGGAUGAGUAUGAAGUAUUUUGUGGAAAGGAGCAGAAUUUGAGAAAGCUUCUUGAUACUUUCCCGGGUGCUGAUAUAAUGGAAGCUCAAGAUAUUUUGGUGAAAUGUAAUUGGAAUUUAGAUAAGGCAAUACGAGUGGCACAGCAGCAACCUCUAAAAUGUUCCAAAAAGCGAUCAUUAUCUAUUGGCAGCUCUUCAGCUAAUGAGACUCUAGUUUGUCAAAAUCAAGAGCUUUUUAAUAAUUCCAAAAGCAAUCAAAUUGCUCCUCCAGCUGAAGAAAUAGUCUUAGAUAGCAGUGAUGAUGAAAUUGGUAAGCCAAACAGCUCAAAUUGCAAUAAAAAUGGUCCCCCACCGGCAAAGAAAGCAAGGCGGAGGAUUUCCUCUAGUGAAUCUGAAGAAGAUAGUUCUAAGUCAGCUAAACUUUCCUAUACUGCUUCAAAACAAUUAAAUUGUGUUCAAACAAACCCAGCAGUAUCAAAUGCAAAUAAUGAAAAACCUUUCAAUAUUCCCUCAUCUUUGUCAAUCAAACCUGUACCUAGCUCAUCUACCGUAGUUCACAGUGAAAAACCCAAAAAUAUGGGUAUGCCAAAUCUGCCAAAAGGAUUAGUUAUUCUGCAAGUGAAUGAUUUAUCUUCUGACCUGGACAUGUCAAAUGGAAAAUCUACUACAAAUGAGGCUGAUUCAUCACAAAUAGUGAAUAGACUAGAAAAAGUUAACAUUCCAGCUGCAAUUAGCAUUUCAAGUACAAACAGCCGUUCUGCACAAUUAGUACGUGUCAAACCUUCGACAAAUGGUGUGAAGCAUAAUGAAGAUUCUGCUGUCUUAUCCAAAGCUAAUUCUGUGAAUAAAAUAGCUAGUGGGACUCCCAUGUCUCAUGCUCAGAAAGAUUUUAAUGAUAGUGAUGACAGUAACAUAUCUAAACCUGAAACUGUGUCUCAGAAUCAGAACGAAUCAAAUUUCAUUGAUAUCAAUAUUACAGCUAAAUCUGCCAAUCGUGGACGGAAAAAGUCUGCUGAGGGUAAUAAGCACAAAGUACCUAAAUCUGCUAAGCGUGGGCGGAAAAAGUCUAAUGACAGUGAUCGUGGCAAAUUGCCUGCAACUGCUGUGUCCCGCAUAGGACAAGAAUCUGAUGAUGAUAAUGUUAGGGCACCUAUACCAAGGGCAUCUAAAGUAAGAGGUAAAAAGUAUGGCUUUGAUGAUGAUGACGAUGACGAAUAUGGCGAGGAGCUUUUCUUUGAUAGUGAUGACAGUGACUUUGAAGGAGAGAAUCUCACAUCGGCACACAGUGCAGUAUUAAAAUUUUUUCAGGAAGCAGCAAUUGAAGAACUUCUCUGUAUUCCUGGAUGCAGCAAGAAAAAAGCUGAAAGUAUCAUGAAUCUUAGGCCGUUUGCUAAUUGGGCAAACUUGGUUGAUAAAUUAGGAAAUGAUAAAUACCUAUCUACAGAUUUAUUGAAUGGUGCUAAGAAAGUUAUAGAUAUGAGAAAUGCAAUCACAAAAUUAAUGACCAAAUGUCAGCAGAUAUCAUUUGAUAUGGAAGAUUUGGUUGAAAAUCUGAAGUCUAACAAAGAAAAAAGUUCAGAUUAUGUCAGUAAACAGCCAUUUUUAUUAAAUGACAGAAUGCACUUAACAUCAUAUCAGAUGCUUGGAUUGAAUUGGCUUCUACUUAUGCAUAAUCAAGAUGUGAAUGGAAUUCUAGCAGAUGAAAUGGGCUUGGGUAAAACUGUUCAAGCAAUAGCAUUCCUUGCAUAUCUUAAAGAAAUCAGUACAGCAGGACCACAUUUAAUUGUGGUUCCAUCCUCUGUUUUAGAGAAUUGGAAACUAGAGUUUAAGGCAUGGUGGCCUGAUGUGAAAAUGAUAUGUUAUCAUGGUUCCCAAGAUAGUAGGCGUGAGUUACGAAUGCAAGUAUUGUAUGACGAGGUUGAGGAUUUUGAUGUAAUGAUAACUACUUACAAUAUGGUUACAAGCAGUGCUGAAGAUCGUGGGUUCUUCAAAAGACUCAAGUUCCAUUAUGUGGUUUUUGAUGAAGCUCAUAUGCUAAAGAAUAUGGCAUCACAGCGGUACCAACAUUUAAUGAAAAUAAAGGCUCCUAGACGACUUCUGUUGACUGGAACUCCGUUGCAAAAUAAUUUGGUUGAGCUAAUGUCGUUGUUGAUAUUUGCAAUGCCUCAUAUGUUUUCUGGGAAAACUGAUUUUAUAAAGCAGAUGUUUUCUGCUGUUUCUAAAAAUGAAGGAAAUAAGAAUACUUACGAGAAAGACAGAAUAGAGCAUGCCAAGCAGAUUAUGAAACCUUUUGUUCUUCGAAGAUUAAAGAAAGAUGUUUUACAAGAUUUACCUGCUAAAACAGAUGAAAUUAAAAUCUGUCCAAUGAGCGAAGACCAAGGGAAAAAAUAUGCAGAUUUAGUCCAAACAUUCACUGCAGAGUUUGAAAGCAAACAGGAAAAGGAUCCUUCCUCUUCUGGGGCAGGCAUGAUGAUGCAACUUCGUAGAGCUGCUAACCAUCCAUUAUUGUUAAGACGUUUUUAUGACGAAGACAAAUUAAUAAAGAUGUCAAAUGACAUUAUAAAAGAACCUACACAUUGCGAGUCAAAUCCAAAUUUAGUAUUUGAAGAUAUGUCUGUGAUGUCAGAUUUUGAACUUCAUGUUCUCUGUAGAACUUAUAAGUCACUAAAGAAAUAUAUGCUCUCUGAUGAAGAAAUCCUCAACUCAGGGAAAUUUAAUGUUCUGGAUAGUCUGUUACCUACACUUAUCAAAGAGGGUCACAGAAUUUUGUUGUUCAGUCAAUUCACGAUGGUUUUAGACAUAGUUGAAGAAUAUAUGAAAAUAAAAAGUUACCAGUUUUUAAGGUUGGAUGGCCAAGUACCUGUUUCAGAGAGGCAAGCUUUAAUAGAUCAGUUUAACAGUGACCCUUCAAUAUUUAUAUUUCUACUGUCUACGAGAGCUGGUGGUUUAGGAAUAAAUUUAACAGCAGCUGAUACUGUCAUCUUGCAUGACAUUGAUUUUAAUCCUUAUAAUGACAAGCAAGCUGAGGAUAGAUGCCAUCGAGUUGGUCAAACAAAGAAUGUCACUAUUAUUAGGUUAGUUAGUGAAGGUACUAUUGAAGAAGGUAUUUUGCAAAGAGCUACUGAAAAAUUGAAAUUGGAGCGAGACAUACAUGAUGAAGAUGAAACUGAGGAAAAGGAUUCUGCAAGCGUAGCUAAACUUCUCAGAGAUGCCCUUGGUUUAAGUGCCAAGAGCAGUACAAAGAGUUGAUCUGUAACAUGUGAUUGAAAGUGAUGUGCUUCUGUUUAAAAGAUUUAACUUUCUAUUGCACCAUUCUAGAACAUGUUUGUAUAUUUGUGUCAAUAUCAAGAAAUGCAUUUAUUGAAGCUGUGUCAGUACGUUUCUGUGAAUAUUCAUAACUUCAAAUUGGCUUGUACAUUAAAAAAUUUUCAUAUUGUCCUAAAUAUUCUAACUUGUAAUGGUUUAAUUUGCACUUUUAAGAAAAGAAUUUCUUAUUACUGUAAGUACAUGAACUCAAAAUCUAUGAGUAUUUUUUCUUCCUUCAUUGCAUAUUAAAUAAAUUUUUCAGCAAUAAGUUCUCCUAUUUUUAAAAAGAUUUUCAUGUAAAUAUUGUAAAAUACUUAUAUUGGCCAUACUGAACUAAAGUCACUUGUGCAGUUAUUAAUGUAGUAAACUGAGUUCUUAUUUAUUGGUUAUGCUACUAAAAGAUAAAUAAGUUAAAUCUUUGUUAUACGAUCCACCUGUGUAUUUUGCUACUAUUUAUAUCAAUGUGUGAAGUUUUAUCUGUAUUAUGGGCUUAAUGUUAAGCAAGACUUUUAUAAAAUUUUAUUUUGUUGUAAUGUACUAUAUUUAUUUGAAAGUUGAAAAAUUCUGUAAUAUUAAGCCAGUUUGUAAUACUUUAAUUUAUUGUAAUUUUAUUUUAUUCUAAUAGGAAUAGAUUUACAAUUGUUUGAAUUUAUCGAAUCUUUCAUUUUUCAAGCAAAUAUGAUAUUAACUUAAAAGCAAAUAUUGUUUGCCAUGAAUUUAAUUAAACUUAGCAGUAAACUUUUACAUUAUCCGUUCUGUUUACUUACUUUGUCUUUAUUUGUAUUAUUUCUCUUGAUUUAUGCUUUUGAAACCAUUCAAAAAAUCUUGUGGGAAAAAAAAAAUGUUAGCUUAUAUUUUUCUAUUUUCAUCUUAGCAUAAAUUUGAUACCAAAGAUGCACUUUUUAUGUAUUUGAAGCACAGAGGUCAGUUGAAAUCAAUCGUAUUUUCAGGGACAAUUGUGUAAAUAUAAAUAUGAUGCUUGAGGAGAGGAAGAUUUGUUUUGAAAUAACUUAUUUUUUUCUAUAUUUAUAUGUGAAUGAAGUUUCAAUGCGAAUUGUAGUCUUUUUCGGGUUUCACUGUUUAUGUUCCUUUUACCAGUUUCUUCAAGAAAAUACUUAAAAUUUAUUCUUAAUUUUUUUUUUUCCUAAUUAAAGUAAAUUUUUACUACUUACUGCAAUAAUAUAUGACAUUUCUGGUAGACCAUUCGUAUUUUAUUUUUGUUUAAGGAGGGAUAACCUUAUUUAAUUAUUUCAAAUUAUAACAGGGUAAAAAAAAAUGUAAACUUUUAUUUUAAAAAUUUGUAUACUUAUAUGAAGGCAUUUCCAUUUCUUUUAUCAAUUUCACAAUUUUGAAGUUACGAGUGAUAAACAUUUUUUCCUUGAAAGUUUUUUUUUUUUUUUUUUUUCCUUCUUUUGUACAAUCAGGAGGAGGGAGAAGUUAGCUUAACAAAAUUUUUGUAUGUUUUGUGAUUGUACUGUACCCUCCAAAGAGUUGUUUUCAGAAAUCAGUUACAGCUUUCAAAUUAUUUGAAAACAAAUUCCCAAAUGAAACUUCUGUAUACUUCAUUCAACACUGAAAUGUAUUUAUGUAUGAUUGAUUUUACAUUAUUAACUGACAAUUUGGUGCUGUUGUCUUUUUCUUUUAAUUGGAUGAAAAAAAAUUUCACAUGGAAAAUGUUAGAAAAUUGUUGAAAUUUCCUUUGAGUUGAAAUAAUAGAGAUUUUUUUAAAAUGCUUUGUCAGCGCACACAUUGUUAUUGAUUUUUGAAAAUUGCUGUAUACCUAUGCAGAAUAAGUUAAUAAUCGAUUUUGAUAAAAUUUUGUGCAGGUUGUUUCAGUGAUGGCAUAUUGUCAUCCUUUCAUUUACAUUCAUUGCACUGUUGGAAACUUGGAAAAGUGAUGGUUAUGUACAGCAUUUGUUGUUUUGUUCUGUGUAUUUCUGGAACUUGUGAAAUGAAUCUGGCAAUGACAUUUGUGAUAAUUUUUUUUUUCUUUUGAACCUAAACCAUGUGUAUUUUAAGAAGAGCUGUUGCAUAUUUUUAGGAAAUAAAGGACGAAUUAACAAUAUAACUUAUUGCUCAUU